AUGACCCUAGGAACGGAACCUCACUUUCGCCAAGUCAUACAGGGAUGGCUGAGAACAGAGCCGAAGUCAAUAAUCAUCACGACAUUAGAAGCACGCCGUACAUACAUCGAGGGUUUGGUGGAGGAAAUCGGAGACUCUCGAAUCAUGGUAAUGGCUGUCGAAACCGCUUCGUAUCGAAGACAGUGUUACGAAGCCAUCUCCAAAGUCACGACCGCAUUCUACAUUGUUGUGGAUGACCGGUCACUGUGGGGUGUCUCCACGCUUGACGACAUCCUCGCGCCGUUCCGUGACCCUAGAGUCGGUGGCGUCACGGGACUACAGGCGGUGAAGCCUCGAAAUGGGAACACCUUGACCCAGUGGGAAACAUUUGGUGCUUUGAACCUCGCGAGGAGAAAUUUCCCGCACUCAGCUUUGGCAUUCUUCAACAAAGGCCAGGUUCUAAACCUUUCCGGCCGGCUUUCUGCUUACCGGACCUGCAUCUACAAAGACCGAGGAUUCCGUGAUGCAUUUCUACACGAGUUGUGGCUCGGACGCUUUCCUAUCACGACUGGAGACGACAAUGCCUUAACCACUUGGUUGCUGCACAAAGGCUGGAGGACUGCGUUCCAAAACUCGCCGGGGGUCAUGAUCGCUGCCGGUAGUAUCUCCGAACUGGCUCUGCACAAGACAGCUGCUCCGAUGGCUGCGAGACACCCUUCGAUACUAUCUCUUGGACAUCACGUUUGCGUUCAAAACGCGGGAGAAAGACCAUCUCGUGCGCGCCGUUCUCAACAUUGUUGUUUAUUUCAUAACCGAUUGUGCGAUGAUAUUUGA
Messenger RNA from Podospora pseudocomata, 813 nucleotides. RefSeq lists its product as uncharacterized. The transcript has 2 exons. Lineage: Eukaryota; Fungi; Ascomycota; Sordariomycetes; Sordariales; Podosporaceae. Bases 1 to 813 code for a protein of 270 amino acids. The record is from RefSeq and is a predicted model, not a curated record.